CAUUAUUAACACCGUCAGCCGUGCUCCGAGGGAGGAUCUGAGAGGAGAGAUGCUUUGCCUCAGCAGCUUGAUUUUGACCUACUGCUGGGUCCUCUUUGGCAUGGGGAUCGUCCUCAGCAUCAAGCAGACAAGAUCCAGAGAGAUCCCCUACGGACGUUACGCGGGGAAAUCGAACUCCAGGAGGUUCAUUCCUGCCAAGCUGGCCUGGUUCCUUCAAGAGUUGCCCUCCUUCUUGGUGCCAAUGCUGCUGGUUUGGAGAUCAGGGUGGAGGUGUGGGAUGGGGAGAAUGCUCCUGCUCUCCCUCUUCUGUGCUCACUACUUCCAGAGGACAUUUGUGUACUCCCUGCUGACCAAGGGUCGGCCCUCCCCCCUCUACAUCGUGAUGUCCGCGCUCAUCUUCUGCUCCGUCAAUGGCUUCGUCCAGGGCCACUACCUGCUGCACUGCGCUGCCUAUGACGACUCGUGGCUCACAGACGUGCGUCUGGUGACGGGAGUUACUUUGUUCUUGCUUGGGAUGGCAGUAAAUGUCCACAGUGACUAUAUCCUGCGAAACCUCAGGAAACCUGGAGAGAUCACGUAUAAAAUUCCCAAAGGUGGCAUGUUUGAAUAUGUUUCUGGUGCAAAUUUCUUUGGGGAGAUAAUAGAGUGGUUUGGCUUUGCUGUAGCAACCUGGUCCCUGCCUGCUUUCGCAUUCGCAUUCUUCACUCUGUGUUCAAUUGGACCCCGGGCCUACAACCAUCACAGGUUUUAUCAUGAAAAGUUUGCAGAUUACCCAAAAUCAAGGAAAGCAGUGAUACCGUUCAUCUUUUAA
Scleropages formosus (Asian bonytongue) is the source of this 811-nucleotide messenger RNA. RefSeq names its product 3-oxo-5-alpha-steroid 4-dehydrogenase 2-like. Gene Ontology annotation, cellular component: membrane. The transcript is spliced from 5 exons. Lineage: Eukaryota; Metazoa; Chordata; Actinopteri; Osteoglossiformes; Osteoglossidae. Gene Ontology annotation, molecular function: 3-oxo-5-alpha-steroid 4-dehydrogenase activity. The record is from RefSeq and is a predicted model, not a curated record. Bases 50 to 811 code for a protein of 253 amino acids. Gene Ontology annotation, biological process: steroid biosynthetic process.